Messenger RNA from Eutrema salsugineum, 1418 nucleotides. Its product is annotated as protein SRG1. The record is from RefSeq and is a predicted model, not a curated record. The transcript has 4 exons. NCBI's taxonomy places the organism in Eukaryota, Viridiplantae, Streptophyta, Magnoliopsida, Brassicales, Brassicaceae. The coding region runs from base 98 to 1180 and encodes 360 amino acids.
AACUACAAAAGAACACAAACCAAUGCCCUCUCAACAUCUAAUAGCAAUAUCUACAAUAGUGUUUUUUUUUUCUUUUUCGUCUAAGUAAGAAACCGUCAUGGAAUCCAAAGGAGCAGCUCAGUGGAGCUCAAUUAUAGUUCCUUCUGUUCAAGAGAUGGUUAAGGAAAAGAUGAUCACGACCGUUCCUCCCAGGUAUGUUCGGUCUGAUCUAGACAAAACUGAAAUCACCGAUGGUUCUGGUCUAAACACCGAGAUCCCAAUCAUUGACAUGAAGCGGUUAUGUUCUUCAACCGCCAUCGCCAUGGACUCUGAGGUUGAGAAACUCGACUUUGCUUGCAAAGAAUGGGGAUUUUUCCAGCUUGUAAACCAUGGUAUAGACCCAAGUUUUUUGGAGAAAACAAAGGCGGGGAUUCAUGGCUUCUUCAACCUUCCCAUGGAAGAAAAGAAGAAGUUAUGGCAGCUAUCAAAUGAGAUCGAAGGUUUCGGACAAGCUUUUGUGAUUUCAGAAGAUCAGAAACUCGACUGGGCAGAUUUGUUCUUCCUUACUGUGCAACCUGUUGAAUCACGCAAGCCUCACUUGUUCCCCAAGCUACCUCUUCACUUUAGAGACACAUUGGAGACGUAUUCUGCUGAAGUGCAGAACGUAGCUAAGAUCUUAGUAGCGAGAAUGGCGAGAGCCCUAGAGAUCAAACCAGAGGAAAUGUUAAAGUUGUUUGAUGAUGUUGAUUCGAUCCAAUCUAUGAGGAUGAAUUACUACCCUCCGUGUCCACAACCCGAUCAGGUUAUCGGUCUAACUCCGCAUUCCGAUUCCGUAGGACUCACCAUAUUGCUGCAGGUGAAUGACGUUGAAGGUCUCCAGAUCAAGAAAGAUGGGAAAUGGGUUCCUGUAAAGCCUCUCCCGAAUGCUUUCAUUGUCAAUAUUGGAGACGUGUUAGAGAUCGUAACGAAUGGGACAUAUCGAAGCAUUGAGCAUCGAGGAGUUGUGAAUUCAGAAAAAGAGAGGCUCUCUAUUGCAACGUUUCACAACCCGGGAAUGUAUAAAGAAGUUGGUCCCGCGAAAAGCCUCGUCCAAAGGCAAAAGGUUGCAAAAUUCAAAAGGCUGACCAUGGAAGAGUACAUGGAUGGUUUGUUCUCCCGUGAGCUCGACGGAAAAGCUUAUCUCGAUGCUUUGAGAAUCUAAAUGAAGUGUUGCCUUGUGACCCAAGAAACCUUGUCAUAUAUCUACUCUGUUCUCCUUCUCUGUUUCCUUGAUUUCCUUGGUAAACAAUCUUCAUGAUCUUAUAUUCUUUUUCUCUCUAUUUACUUCUUAUCUGAUAAAGACAAAAGUUCUCUAGUUGAGAAUCUUUCUACGUAUUACUAUUAUAAGACAAUAGAUAAGCUUGUAAGUUUUCGUAUCUUAAUGGUCGUUGUUGCUCAAA